Messenger RNA from Hyaloscypha bicolor E, 2417 nucleotides. RefSeq names its product putative copper amine oxidase. Lineage: Eukaryota; Fungi; Ascomycota; Leotiomycetes; Helotiales; Hyaloscyphaceae. The record is from RefSeq and is a predicted model, not a curated record. Bases 237 to 2273 code for a protein of 678 amino acids. The transcript has 2 exons. Gene Ontology annotation, molecular function: primary methylamine oxidase activity; quinone binding; copper ion binding. Gene Ontology annotation, biological process: amine metabolic process.
CAGCGCUCAGCCCGACGCCGUUCCGACCGGCUUCUGAGCUAAUCGGCUGGGAUGGAUUAGAUAACGGGUAUGCGGGUAUCAACCGGGUAGACAACUCUCCCGGGGAAACAUUUGCGGGACGAUAACGCACGGCUUCGGAUGCGAUCUGUUUAUAAAGCCGUCUUUCAGCUGGAGUACGCAGACAUCAUCUCACUCAAACCGUCUCAUGCCCCUUUCCUCGCCAAGGAACCGCAACCAUGCUCGUCAACCGCCAGAAGACAGUUCACCCCCUCCUGACCCUCCAGCCGCAGGAGCUCACAAUCACAUCAGAUAUCAUACGUCAGACCUACCCCGGCAAAGACAUCGUAUUCCGCAUCAUUGCUAUCAAGGAACCUCGUCGAUCCCUUGUCGUUGCUUUCCUCGAAGCUGAACGUUCAUCCGCAUCACUGCCUCACGUGCCACGUUGCACAUAUGUCAGCUAUCAAUUCAAAGGCCAACCUGAGGCAUUUGAAGACAUCGCGGACUUAGGAACUCGCAAAGUGAUAUUUCAUAAGGAAUUACCCAAGGGUGUUCAUCCACCUGCAGGCACAGACGACAUGCUUGCAGUUCAACAACUGGUCCUAGAAGACGAGCUCGUGAAAGCCGAGAUUGCACGGCUGAAAAUCCCCGAAGGUGCAAAAGUUGUCCCCGAAGCGUGGCCGUAUGGCAAGGAUACCAGUGAGGCGGAUCCGAAGCAGUAUCAAGUGUGGUUCUUCCUUGGCUCACUGGAUCAGAAGAAUCGGGCUCAUCCGUCGUCCAACCACUUUGUUCAUCCGCUCGAUUUUUCCGCCGUCGUCGACGAUGUCACGAAGAAAGUGGUGAAGAUUGACAGACUGCCAAUGGGCGAUGGACUUUAUUCUCAAUCUGGGGAUGAUGAGGUCUAUCAGCCGCAACCGGAUGCUGAAUAUGCUUCCGAGCUGCAGCCAUCUCUCCGCCAAGAUGUCAAGCCGAUUAUCAUCUCUCAGCCUGAAGGUGUCAGCUUCACUGUGGAAGAUGAUCAAGUUAUCUCAUGGCAGAAGUGGAAAUUUCACAUGGAUUUCAACUGGAGAGAAGGUGUUGUUCUCCGCGAUGUUUGCUAUGAUGGACGGCCUGUCUUCUAUCGACUGGCACUUGCUGAGAUGACUGUUCCGUACGCUGAUCCCAGGCCUCCAUUUCACAGAAAGAGUGCCUACGAUCUCGGGGAAGGUGGUGUGGGGAACACAGCCAACAAUCUGGCAUUGGGCUGUGACUGUCUUGGUGCGAUCCGUUACUUCGACCGCUGGGUCAACGACUCUCAAGGACGGCCAGAAAUUCGGGAAAACUGCAUUUGUAUGCAUGAAGUUGACGCCGGUGUGGGAUGGAAGCACACGAACUAUCGAAAUAUGCGUGCAGAAGUCACUCGUUCCAGGGAAUUGGUCAUCCAAACUAUUAUGACCAUCUCCAACUAUGAGUACAUCCUCAUCUGGACAUUCGACACAGCCGCAGCCAUCCACUACGAGAUCCGCGCUACAGGCAUCAUGUCCGUGGUCCCCAUGCGGCAGGGCGUAGAGCACGACAUCGACUACGGCAUCAUGGUCGCACCCGGCGUCAUGGCCCCAUCCCACCAACACAUCUUCUGUCUUCGCAUGGAUCCUGCCAUCGACGGGUGCAACUCUUCAACCAUCGCCUACAACGAAUCCAUCGCCAAACCCGUGACCAAGAACCGCAACCCUUACGGCGUAGCCUAUGGCCUCGAGUCCCACGAAAUCCACAAAUCGGGCCAUCUCGAUCUUGAUCCUAGCCGGAAUCGCAUCGUGAAGUUUGUGAAUAAGGAAAAGGUCAAUAAAGUGACAGGCAAGAACCCCGGUUACGCAGUCCACGUUUCAGCAACACAACUCCAAUUGAGUCACGCAACAUCGACCCACGCCUCCCGCGCCGAGUUCGCAGACCACCACUUCUAUUUCACCAAGCAAUCUGAACACGAGCUCUAUCCCGCCGGUGACUAUCCAUGGCAAUCGGUGGGAGGAGGCGGUGUGCGGACUUGGGCCGGGAGGAAUGAGAAAUUGGGAAGUGAGGGCGUGGCGUGGGUGAACUUUGGGUUCACGCAUAAUCCAAGACCGGAAGAUUGGCCUGUUAUGCCGUGUGAGGUUUUCAGGGUUGCGAUUAAGCCGAGUCAUUUCUUUGAGAGGAAUCCAGCGCUUGAUAUGCCUGCUAGCAGACAGAGUGUUAAUAAGAGUACGUUGGUGCCGAAGGGAAAUGCUAAAGAGGUCAGUUGUUGUGGGCAGAAAGGAGACUAGGGGAUCGAAGCUACGAAUGCUGAGUAAUCCCCUUCUAGUAUUUAGUUGAUGUCGAUUAUCGGAAGACUGUUAGAUGUCUUGACUGUGUCUGGAUAGAGUUGUGUGGGUAAAUCUGAAAUGCAGCCUGUCAUGCAUAUUGUACGC